Molecule: messenger RNA, 1335 nt
Organism: Pseudovirgaria hyperparasitica
Lineage: Eukaryota; Fungi; Ascomycota; Dothideomycetes; Acrospermales; Acrospermaceae
Product: DUF300-domain-containing protein
Exons: 3
Coding region: 103-1263 (386 amino acids)
Biological process (GO): transport
Molecular function (GO): transporter activity
Source: RefSeq, a predicted model, not a curated record
UGUUCUAUCGCCUGGUUGUAUAUUUUGUUUGUAUAUCUCAUUCAUCAUCCCCUUUACUUGGACUACCGCACACCCAGGAUCUAACUAGUUAUUUUUAUACACAUGUCCUCCUCCGCAGAGCCCCAGCUCACAGACCUCCUCUCCGUACGCCACCUCUUCCACGGCGACGAUGACUCGCACAAGCAUAUCUGCCCGCAGGAACUCUCCGUCCCGACAAUCCCCAUAACGGGCUCCCUCACCUUCCACACCCUCGCCUCUCUGAUCUCCGCCGGGGCAGCAGUCUUCGUGCUUGUCCUCAGCGUCAUCCUCGUCUCGAACCACGCACGUCACUAUGCCGCGCCGAGGGAACAGAGACAAGUCAUACGCAUAAUAUGUAUCGUGCCGUUCUUUUCGGUCGUGGCGCUGCUUGUCAUUUUGGCUGGGGAGAACGGGCAGUAUGUUGAGCCGGCGAGGAGUGUGGGCGAGGCAGUUGCGAUUGCGAGUUUCUUCUUGUUGUGUGCUGAGUAUGUUGUUCUUGUGACGGAGGGGGCAAAGAGGAUGGUUCGGAGUGGAAGGGCGCCUUGGUUGAAGAAAGUGUGGUAUAUGGUGUUGCAGUUCUUGCCGGUCAGUGUGUUGUUGUGGAUCUUCACGGCUGCUACGUUUGCGACGGGGACGUAUUGCAAGCAGUCGAACAAGCUCUACUUUGCACAUAUAUGGCUCACGGUCAUCACGUUCGUAACGACGUUUGCGGCACUUCUUGCGGUGAUUAAGUUCUACCACAUCAUGAAGGUGGAGUUGAAGCCGCAGAGGGCACUGCUGCAGCUGUGUGCUUUCAAGGGCCUGGUUGCACUGUCGGUGUUGCAAAGUUUCAUCAUCAACAUUCUCCUCUCGACCAACACAAUCAAACCUUCGGAACACAUGUCAUACGCAGACAUCAAUGAAGCACUACCGUCUCUUCUCAUCAGUUGCGAGAUGCCAUUCUUCGCCGUCUUCUUCUUCUAUGCUUUCGGCGCUGGUCGGUACAAGGCAAAGGUAACAAAACUGGAGAGUCGUGCCUGUUUCCGGGCCAUCAUCGAUGCCGCCAACGUAUCAGAUAUCUUUUCGGCCUUUGUUCGUGGACCGGUGGGGCUGCUUCGUGAACACGGGCAGAAGUCCAGGCAUACGCAGUCAGGAGAAUAUGUAGGGCUAGUCGCGAGUCCACCGCAUUCCGACACCGUGCCAAUUGUUACACGUCCUCUUCGACCGGUCUCGCCUUCGCCCGAAAGAUAUGAAGGUCGUGUUUGAGGUUGUGUGUAUACAAGCCGUGUUUGCAUGUUGAUGCCUUGAGAUUGUAUAAGAUUUUGACAUUGUGGAUAU